Ixodes scapularis (black-legged tick) is the source of this 4795-nucleotide messenger RNA. RefSeq names its product zinc finger protein 84. NCBI's taxonomy places the organism in Eukaryota, Metazoa, Arthropoda, Arachnida, Ixodida, Ixodidae. Gene Ontology annotation, molecular function: DNA-binding transcription repressor activity, RNA polymerase II-specific. Bases 2377 to 3948 code for a protein of 523 amino acids. Gene Ontology annotation, biological process: negative regulation of transcription by RNA polymerase II. The record is from RefSeq and is a predicted model, not a curated record. The transcript has 3 exons.
UAGACAGGCAGAGCUGUAUUUAUUUACAGUAAAAGCUCGUUAAUUUGAAUCGCACAGGGAUGCUAAAAAUUCUUGAAUUGAACAAAACUUUAACUAACAAAAAACGAAAUAAAAGGCCGCUUCUGCACAGGAAACACUCGGAAUGGCAGGCCUUUAUUAUCCAAAGUAAUCAAUUAUCAUCUGCUUUCUUUCUUAAAAAGUUAUGGUCAUUAGCUUAUGUUCGAGGGAACGAACCAAGCCCAAGGCAUCUUCGCCCUCUUCAAAGCUGAAGAAAAGGUGCAUGACGUUCAGUGCAUUCAUGAGCUCUGGCGCAGAUGGCCAAAUCGGAAUUUCCUCCACUUUCUCCUCCUCAUCAUCGACAUUGUUUUCCACUUUCAUGACGGGUUCGCCAACUACUUGAGCGAUGAUGUCUUCGUCUCACAGCGUCACAGAUCACCACGCUACUGUCUGCAUCGACGUAGUCGGCAAAACUCACGUCCUGCAGCAGAUCACGCAUGCACUCAAAAACAACCUCGCGCUCUCCGGUGUCGCCGGAAGCUGCCUCCGUACCCAAGACACUAAAACCGCAGAGACUGAAACAGUUUUUAAUUGUUGCGGCGGUGACUUGAUCUCAUGCACGAACCAGGAUGUGCAUGGCACUGAGGAGUGUCACAUUAUAAGUCUUGUUCCCUUUGGCCUCUCAAAGAAUCAUUCGUUCCAGCAUGUGAUGUCUGUAGAAGGACUUGAUGUUCUUGAUCACACCCCAGUCCAUGGGCUGGAGUGCUGCAGUCGUGUUUGGUGGAAGAAACACUAGUUUAAUCACCUUCAGCUCCACGUCAACCUUGUGCACUGAGCAGUUGUCUACAGUGAGCAAGGCCUGUUGAUUGCUCAAUUCAAACUUUCUGUCCAGCUUCCAAAGCCACUUCUUAAACAACUCGCCAGUCAUCCACGUCUUUGUGUUGGCUUCAUAGUCUUUUGGCAGUGUGCGAAUGCUCUUGAUACACCGAGGCUUUAUCAACUUUCCUUUACGAGCACGGCAAGCUUCUCCGUUUCACUCAUGUUUACCGUGACCAAGAUAGUGACACACUCUUUACUUCGCUUCCCGCCUGCGCAGUUGUCUCCUUUGUACGUGAUCGUUUUGUCUGGCAAGAGCUUGAAAAAUAAAGUGAUCUCAUCCACGUUGAAGAUGUCACGGGGCGUGUAGCUCUCCAGGUAGCCCUGCAGGGAUCCAUUUCGCCACAUUGCACUAGUUUCCAUGCUCACGUCUUCACCUUCACCAGACACAGUACGGAAGACGAGGUUGUGCCUCUGACAGAAGCGAUGGAACCAUCCCUCAGACACGGCAAAGUCGUGGUGUUUCAAAUGUAGGGCGGAUUCGGCUGCCUUUGUCAUAAUGAUGGAGCCACUGAGAGGAAGAUCUUAGCUUCUUUUUUUAGCCCAUGUGAUGAGUGCCUUUUCCAAAUCCAGGUGUUUGGCAGAGCGAAGUCUUUUUCUGUCAUGGGCAAAAGCUUCAGCUUCAUAGGCAUCCUUGAUUGUUUUCUUGUUGCGGACGUACGUUGAGAACGUGCUCCUUGGGAUUUCGUGCUUCUUGGCAAUCUUGUCCUUGCUCACUUUUCCUGCGUCUACUUCACGCAAAAUCUCCACGUUCUCUCUGAGCAUUUUGGCACAAUACUUUCCUCGGGCCAGUAUACCCAAUGACCACAUCGUAGUUUCUGAGCGCAUAGCACGUAGCCCGGUCCUACGGCCAACACCACCAGCCAAGUCACAAGCACAAAUGGAUCGGUGAUCGAGCAAUGGCUCAAACACGGUGGGCCUGGCUGAACGAAGCACGGAAGCAGAACCGCAGAGCUGGUAAUGCGGAGGAGAACACAGAAAGGCAGGAGGCUUCGAAAAGCGCGAAAGAAACCACUUCAGACGCCCCUAUUGGUCUCUCGAAUGCCUGGCAAAGUUGUUCUAAAUAUCUGUUUGCGCAUUCCUAUUGGCCCACAGUGGAUAUCGGCGACGCUCUCGCAUUUCCUGCAAUGCAACUGCCAUGUUUAUCAGCGCGGCUACCGCUGCGCUGCCUGUCACUUGACCGGGAAAGCUGCACACAUGGCGGUGCGCGGUUUGAAUUAUUGGUGCUGUGAACGAUUGAAGCGCGAAUGAAUGGGUUAUUUUACGCAUGUACCUCUACACAGCAUGACCGGACCAUGGCGACUGGUUUGAAUUAAUGAGUUGUGAAUUAACGAGCUUUCACUGUAUUUAUCUAUUUGUUUUACCCUCAAGGGGUGGGGGGGGGGGCAUUACAGAGGGGAGUGGGAAACAAAAAAGGCUCGGGGUACACCUCAGCACUUCUUAUGAGUUGUGAACACGAAAGGACGCACGCCACUCUUUGCUUCCUUUAAUCUGUGGCAUACAAUGGCUGACCUCGGGCGUGGAACGGUGGAGCCGCUGCCUCGCGGACAUGCAGCGCCAUCGGAGGCGGACGAAACGGAUGCCACUUCAACUAGCGAGAGCUCGGAUUGUGAAGACGCCGACGACCCAUCUUCUUCGCCCGAGCCUGCGAGUGGAGUUCAGAGAGCCACUGUUGGGGUGGAGAAAGAUCCGGUCCAAUCGGAAUGGGAGGGCUCCGGCUGCUGGAAAAGCGAUAACUCUACCCAACAACAGCUGGACCACGGACGGCACGACAAGGGGGAGAGGCACAUCUACCACUUUGGUUCUGUCUCCGGUGUCUCCAAAAACGAUGUCUCAUUGCACGAAAGGACACAGGUAGAACAGCGAGCCUUUCGGUUCUCUGUCUCUCGUAAGGCACACACUGACAGGCAUAGUUUGGAUGCUACUGCAAACACUCAAACGGACGAAGCGCCAUUGCAGUGUGCCACUUGCUCAAAGGUAUUUUCCCCAAAGGAGUCCUUGGUUGCCCCUGAAAAUAUUCAUAUUGGUGGAAAGCCCUAUGAAUGCGACACUUGUGCCAACAGAACCGUGUGGAGAUUCAGCUUUCGAAAUCAGCAAGUGGCAUACACGGACAGAAAUCACUUCAGGUGUCCAAUGUGCCCAAAAACAUUUCAGUGGAAACAUUCCUUGGAUAUUCACCAAAGCGAGCACUGUUUGAGCAAUACUCUCAGAAAAGUGCUGCCCUUUAGUUGCUUCGUGUGCAAGAAGAAGUUUGCUUGCUGGUCUGACUUGCAGUUUCAUGUAUCGACUCACAGGGUUAAAGAGGUUUUUAAACACACCACCUCUCUUAAAGCAUUUCAAAUGAAAUAUCACUCGACUGCCCAUAAAAAGGUUCGCACGGGUGAAAGGCCUUUCAAAUGCCCUUCCUGUCCUGAAGUAUUUCAAAAACAAAAUUUUUUGGUUGUUCAUAUUUUAAAGAUGCACUCGAAUGGAAGACUUUUUACAUGCUCUACCUGCCCCAGAGCAUUUUUGUGGAAGCAUGAACUGGUUAAUCAUGAGAGGAUUCACACAAAUGAAAGCCUCUUCAAGUGUCCUGCCUGUUCUAAGGCAUUUUUAACACAGGGUGACCUGCUUGAUCAUGAAAAGAUUCACACUGUUAGAAGGCCCUUCAAAUGCUCUGCCUGCCCUAAGGAAUUUCAUUAUAAGCAGUCAUUGACGAGGCAUAAAAUCACUCACCAACCAGGUUGCCCAAUCGCCCAUCGAUCCAAAGACCACAUUUCAUCAGACCCAUUUAGUAGAGGGUCUUGCAUGAGUUCUCAUGAAAGGAUUCAGCAAGAUGGCAUAGGCUGCAAACCAAGCACCACUGGCAUAGUGUUUGUUGAGGAGCCACACCUAAAUGCUCACAAGGCUGUCCCCAUCCCACCGAAAGCAUUCACAUUCGGUCUUCCCCUUCCUUUGAAGCUCCCCUUCCGGGUGAAGCUUCCUUUGAAUGUUCUCUCAAAUUACAAGGGUAAGAUCCACAAAUGCACCUCUUGUACUCUGGCCUUCACUAAUGAACGGCACCUGAGAGCCCACCAGGUAGCUCACACAAGAUGAGGGUACUUCCAAUGCCUCAUCCACUUUGAAUUUUUUGGGGAGUUGACCUUGAAUAAGUUAAAAAUGACGACAUUCCUUUGACCUUUCUUUUUCUAAAAGUUGGAUAUCCUUGGGUAUCUGCAGUAAAGACGAGGCUUUCUAUGACUGUGUUUCUUCUUGAAACAGCCGGUGUAUUGGCUGUUAUGAUUUGUACAGUACUUGGAUGUGUGUCAGAGUUACUUUGUUUUUGUUGUAACCUUUCCAUUAAUUCAAGACCAGCUUGAGAGCCUAUGAACAUAGUCUUUACUUUGGUAUGUUGUAUGUUUUUGCAACAAAGACGAUUGAAUAAAUGAGGUGCUCUUUAUCUCAGUUCUGCCCAGUCCAUGACGGUGGUGGUGUCCACAAGGGGUUGGUGAAAGAAUCCACCAGCAUUAAUCAGCACGGAAAUGCAGUCAAUAAACUCUCCAUAUCAGUGUGGACAUAGAAUAAAAAGGGUUUCCGGAAAUUCUACCGCAAAUUCCAUGCAAACAUUCCCCCCCCCCCUUUGACCAAAAGUUGCAUUUUAGGAUGUUCAUGUUUUGUUGUGUGAGCCCCUUUUUCUCUUUUUUUUUUCUCCUCUCCAAUUUUGACUUUCCGCUCUGUCUGUUGGUCUAAGUUACUGAUAACUAAGGUUUGACCCUUCUCUCACAUAGCUUCUUAGCUCCUUUAUUGUCCUUUUGUCGUUUGAGUUGAGGUUACUCUGUUUGGCACACGUGCACUGUUGGAAAUGUUCUUUCUUUUGGAAAGUUGUGCGCUGCCUUUCUUUUUUUUUUUGUGAAGGUGCUUGAAGUCUAUAGACAGGAUUUUCGUCAAUAAAUAUCAGCUGUGU